AUGGUAGUCACCCGCAGUUUACAGCUCACGGUGAAGAAAACGACGAGGCAACAGAAAACGCUAGAAGGGCAGUUGCUGAUGACGAAAGAGGGCGAGCGGACUUCUAUAUCCUCUCGAGUUGCCGAGUUAGACCAGAUUAUGCCCCAAUAUCUAGGCGUUUCUAGGGCAAUUCUUGACAAUGUGAUUUUUUGCCAUCAGGAUGAGAGUUUGUGGCCCCUGAGCGAGCCGUCUGUACUAAAGAAAAAAUUUGACGAAAUUUUCGAGGCGCAAAAAUACACCAAGGCGAUUGAUAAUAUUAAGGCUUUGAGGAAAAAACAGAAUGAGGAAUUGGCUAAGUAUAAGAUUAUGGAACAGUAUGCGAAGGAGGAUAAGGACAAAGCUGAUAGGGCGGAGAAGAGGUCCAUUCAACUUCAAGAAGAGAUCGAAGCACUUCGAGCGGAGAGCCAUGAACUGUCCAAAGAGAUGAAAAAGGCUGCAGAUCUUGCUGACAAGGCUUGGAAAGAGUCCGAAAGCUACGCUGAGAUUCUGGGUGCGUUGGAGGGAAAACGCAUCGAAGUAAAAAGUAUCCAAACUAGCAUCGACAAUCUGAAGCAGCAUCUUGUGGAGGUAGAUGAGUCUGAGGAGUGGCUUGAAUCCACAUUAGAGCAGUUCGGGUCUCGGCAGGCAGAGUAUCGAGAGCAAGAAGAGUCCCUGAAAGAGAAGUAUGUGGACUUAAAAGAGAAUAUAGAGCGGAAUCGGCAUCAAUUGGGCCUCAAACAGGCUGAGUAUGGGAAGCAUGAGAAUGACAAAGCUCAGUUUGAAAGGCAAGUGGAAAGACGUGGCAAGUUGAUCAGGGAUAUCGCCCGACAAAAUAAUUUACGUGGGUUUGAAGGCGAUCUUGAUGAGAUGGAAAUCAAUGAAUUUAUGCAGAGGCUGCAGAAACUUUCUAGGGACCGGAAUCAAACUCUCGACAGAGCAAAGCGAGAGGCCCAAGUGGAAUUACGCGAAGUGCAAAGCCUGCUGAAUCGGCUAAGUCAGCGAAAGUCGGCCCUUCAGGAGGGGAAGAAUGCGGCUAGGAAUCAAAUAUCUCAAAAUGAUAAAGAAGCCGAUUCUUACCAGCAUCGCCUCAACGAAAUAGAGAUAGACGAAGGGAAGCUAGCAAUUUUAGAGUCACGAAUAGAAGAAACCGAAGGGUGUCUGCAGCAAGCAAAGGACAAAGCGAAGACUGCGUCGUGGGAAAAGGAUCUUCAGACCAAGAACGCAGAGCUUCGCUCGUUAGAAGAGGAAAGCUCUUUAUUAAACGCGGAAUUGAUUGAGGGAACUAAAAAGGCAGGAGACCUUGCCCGCCUGGAUCACCUCAAAAAGGAGCUUAAAGAUAGGGAGCGCAGCCUGGAAACGAUGGCAAGCGCCCACGGUGACAGGAUAUCCCAGCUCAUAAGCCAAGCAUGGAACCCUUCGAAUAUCGAACAAGAAUUCCAGUCGGUUUUGAAUGACGCCACUGUUUCUUUGACCAAGGCCCAGCGUGACAGAGACGGGGCAAGCAAAGAAUUGGAGUACAUUGAAGUGACAAUGAAAAACGCACGCAAGUCCCUCCAGCAGCACAAGCAAGAAUUGGACGACUGUGUUCAGAGGAUUCGCGAAGCCAUCGAUGAUGAACCAGAAGAAUAUCCCGACGUUGUCAAGCAGAAGCAAUCGUCGCUCGAAAUGGCAAAAAAAGAUGUUGACCAGUACGCAGGCUUAGGGGAGUAUUUGGGCAAGUGUCUUGAAGCAGCAAGACAGAAAAAAGUCUGUCGGACUUGUGGAAGAGGUUUCAAAACGGAAAAAGAAUUCCAUGAUUUCAGCCUGAAGCUUGAAAAUCUUCUGAAGAAGGCAACGAUGAACGCAGAAGAUGAGAAUGUUGUGCAGUUGGAAGAAGACCUUGAGAUUGCCAGGAACGCGCAGACGUAUUACGAUACCUGGGUUCGUCUCUCUAAUACAACUAUCCCUGAAGCAGAGAAGGAAAUAAGUCGGCUUGAAUUGGAACGAGAAGAAUUACUGGUAAAGGUGGAGGAUCAUGAUGCGAUUGUCAGUGAGAAAGGCGAAUCGAAAAGGGAUAUUGAAUCUUUAUCGAAAACCAUUACCACUAUUGCGAAGUAUGAGGGUGAAAUCAAGACCCUCAAAGUUCAGAUCCAAGAUCUCUCUACUAAGCAGCAACAGCCGGGAAGCUCGCGAACGUUGGAAGAAAUUCAAGACACGAUCGCAACAAUUGGAGAAGGAUGUCGUGAGUUGAAGAGAGCCAUAGCGAAAAUCACAAACGAACGGGACCAGUCGAGAACCGAAAUCACUGAAUUGGAGCUUCAACUCCGUGACGUACGUAGCGAGCUCGAUAACGCCAGAUUCCAGCUGGAUAAGAAGGCGUCGAUUGAAGCUCGAUUGGAAGAGUAUCGCAAUCUCAAUACAAAGCAGCGCGAGAGCAUUGAGAAGGCAGACCAUGAUAUAGAAAGCCUUGUCCCAGAGGUUUCGAAGGCGCAAGCCAAGUUCGACGAUAUUAAUGCUCGUGCAGAGCAAAAGGAGAGAGAGCUUCAACAAGAAGUAUCUAGUCUGAGCGAUAGUUUGCACCAACUUGAUCUUGCAAGUGAGGAUAUUGUUUCCUACAAUGAUAGGGGAGGCCCACGUCAACUGGAAAGAAGCAAACGUGAGGUAGAGAAUAUCACAAAGGAAAUUGAGCAAUUGGAAGCGGAGCAGGGAUCGCUUACGAGACAGCUCAAUGCUGUUUCGGCUCGAUUGCAGGAUAGUGAGAACACAAAACGGCAAUAUUCGGAUAAUCUUCGAUAUAGACGGGAAAUGAGAGCGUUAGGGGAAGUUAAGGCAGAAAUAGCGCGAUUGGAGGCACAAAAUGCUGAAGUCGACCGCGCUCGAUUCAAAGAGGAAUCAGACCGCCGGACACGAGAAUAUAACUUCCUUUCUGCGACACAAGCCAGCAAGAUGGGCGAAAUGAAGUCGAAGGAUAACCAGCUCUUGCAGCUACUCGCGGAUUGGAACACAGACUACAAAGAUGCAGCAUUUAAAUUCAAGGAAGCCCAUAUUAAAGUGGAAACCACGAAGGCUGCGGUGGAAGACCUUGGACGAUAUGGCGGUGCUUUAGACAAAGCUAUCAUGAAAUACCACAGCUUAAAGAUGGAGGAGAUUAACCGCAUCAUCGAGGAACUCUGGCAAAAAACUUACCGAGGCACGGAUGUUGACACGAUUCUCAUUCGGUCUGAUAAUGAGAACGCUAAGGGCAACCGUUCAUAUAAUUAUCGCGUCGUCAUGGUCAAGCAAGAUGCCGAAAUGGACAUGCGAGGUCGCUGUAGUGCGGGCCAAAAAGUGCUUGCUAGUAUUAUCAUCCGCCUCGCCCUGGCAGAAUGUUUUGGCGUGAAUUGCGGCUUGAUUGCGCUGGAUGAGCCCACGACCAACCUUGACCGAGACAACAUUCGGUCUCUGGCGGAGUCACUGCAUGAUAUCAUUCGGGCUAGACAGCAGCAGGCGAACUUUCAGCUUAUUGUUAUCACACACGAUGAGGAGUUCCUAAGACAUAUGCAAUGUGGCGAUUUCAGUGAUUAUUAUUAUCGGGUAUCGAGAAGCGACAAGCAGAAAUCGAUUAUCGAGAGGCAAUCUAUUGCUGAGGUGAGAAUUCUUCACUACCCUGUUGCAUGA
Molecule: messenger RNA, 3654 nt
Organism: Coccidioides posadasii C735 delta SOWgp
Lineage: Eukaryota; Fungi; Ascomycota; Eurotiomycetes; Onygenales; Onygenaceae
Gene: RAD50
Product: DNA repair protein rad50
Biological process (GO): telomere maintenance via telomerase; chromosome organization involved in meiotic cell cycle; double-strand break repair
Cellular component (GO): condensed nuclear chromosome; Mre11 complex
Molecular function (GO): G-quadruplex DNA binding; single-stranded telomeric DNA binding; double-stranded telomeric DNA binding
Source: RefSeq, a predicted model, not a curated record